UUGGCCGUUAAAACAAAUGUGCCCCGAAGCCCACUUUGUUUUCGAAGUAAAGACUACAUUGUUGCAAUUGCCUAAACUUCAUUCAUUACUUUAAUGCUAUUUUUAAUAACCUAUGUCACGCUUUAAUUGUCUUCAUCGCAGCCGGACCAAUCACUUAAAAACAUAACCUAAUGGACUAUGUUGCUUGACAAAUAAAAUGCAUGAAAAGCAAAAACACUAAUGUGUAGACGAUGCGCUAAUUGUGUGUAGUUAAAUUAUUGAAUUAUCUAAGGUAUAUAGCAGACAUUAUCAAGUGUGUAGGCUAUGACUUCCAUAUUAAAACAUUUUUUCUGCGUUCUCAGAAGUUCAAGGACUUGUUUUGCAUCGACGUGUAAUAGCCUAUGGUAUUUGUAACCAAUAUUUGUUUAUGUGAAAAUAGAGAAAGUAGCAACUCUAGAAGACCCAAGAAAUUAGACGCAUUACCUAUAUUUAAAAAUAAAUAAAUUGGUAUAUAUACAACUAAACUUUACGAUUGUACUUUACGUUCUGUUCCUGUGGCCAGUUUUAAAGUUAAAUACUUAAGGAAGCGCUGCUUACAGUGAAAUGCAAGAGGUUGUUUUCAUAUUUGCCACACCGUUAAACAGGAAGUUUAAUGUGAAAGAUAGAUCGACUUUUAAAUAGACUUGAUAAUAUACUUUUUUUUAAAUGUAAUUGUCUAUAAUCUGAGAUCCACUCGUAUUUUGCCCAUUUUAGGAAAAUUACCGAACUCUGCGCCACAUUAAUCUGUGAAAACAUUCUCAAAUAGAAUACACAUGUAUAGUCGUGAGUUUAGCCCAUUUUUUACUAAUGCUAAUUUUCUUGUGCACAGAAUUUGUCACUUUUUCAGUGCCAGUUCUAACCAGUUUUGCCUGUUCAUUUUCAUCAUUAGUCGAUGCUUUCUUUGUGGGCGUCUUUAAUGAAAAGGGGAGAACAAUUCACCAACCAAGGAAAGUUAGCCUAUAUCAUCAGAACCGGUGCCAAUAAACGACAACCAGCAGUCUGCUCGCCUUUUCUUUAAUGUGGUCUGCAAAUUUACAAACAAGAAAUAGAAAUUGUUUUGGUGCGUAAAAAAUAAAUAAAACAAUCCUGCUGGGAAAUAGGCACUUUACGCACACUGUAACGUAGCCAGCAUAUUAUUUCCCUUUAAAUAAAAAAAUACGUGUUAUUUUAUGAUAAUUUCUUAUAACUAUCGGAUAAUAAUGUCGAUAUUACAUUUAGAAAUACAGUAUGUGCUAAAUGUUUGAGUUAAAAAGCGUGAGGCGCCGGGUUUCGCGCAGGCGCGAUCGUGCUGGAGCCACCUUAAGAAAUGUGCGUGCGCUUAGUGUCAUGUGACAUAAUUCCUGGAAAGUUCUUGGAAAUCGGCCUUUUGCUUUGUGUACACCAGUGUUUCUUAGGGAUUAAGUUAUUAAACACACGCACACACACACACGUACACCCACACACACCAGAGCAGUGCUGCAGUUGGCGAAAUAAACGUCGGUGUUGGUCCCCAUUUUAAAUGGGUUUUGAAAUUCUCUCAUUGAAGCAUUCAGAACGAUGGCUAGGCGCUUGGCAUUGCUCUUUCUAAAUUCAGUGAGGUGAAGACAAAGGAUCUGUCGGACUGUGUUGGUACACUCGGCAUGUCGUCCAGCGCGCUUGCCAAUUUAUGGGACAUAAUCGUCUUCAUGGAUUUUUUUCUGAUUCAUCAAUUUUUUGAGGUGGACGUUUUUGUGAGAUGUCGCACAGUAGCCGCAGGUGUCAAUGCCGUAUAAAGGAAAUCAAAAGACCAAUGUCUUCUCGUGUCGAGCUUUCCUAGUUUAACGUUACUGCUUCCAGGUGAAAGAAUCGGGAGGGGGGAAGGGGAAAUGUGCAAGGGGAAUACAUAACCAUUUUCAAAUAUCCAACUUGUGUUUGCCCAUUGUGAAGGAUAACGAGUAUUCGGCUACAGCUGUAUUUGUUGGAUGAGUAUCGCGGAGUUCUCCAAUGACCUGCCAUUCCACCGACUCCACGGAAACCACCCAGAAUGACCGCAGAUCGGAAACCGAACCCCGAGUGGCAGAUUCCGAUCAGAGUCGAGUCGCCGCGGCCAUGAGAGACCUCAAAAAGACAGGGUGGUAUUGGGGCAGCCUGACGGCCAAUGAAGCCAAAGAGAUCCUGCAGGACGCGGCGGAGGGCACGUUCCUGAUCCGCGACAGCUCCCAGAGAGACUACCUGUUCACCAUCUCCGCCAUGACGGCCGCGGGGCCCACCAACCUGCGCAUCGAGUUCCGCGAGGGCAAGUUCAAGCUGGACUCGGUGCUGCUGGUGCGGCCCAAACUGAAGCAGUUCGACAGCGUGGUGCACCUGGUGGAGCACUACGUGCUCCUGUCGAGGACGUCCUGCAGGGGGGGCGCGGAGACGCCCCUGGCCCCGCCCGCGGGCGCGGUGCAGCUGCUCCUGACCACGCCCGCGUACGCGGCCACGCCCUCCCUGCAGCACCUGUGCCGCGUUUCCAUCAACAGGGCGACCAGUCGGGUGCAGGACCUGCCCCUGCCCAACCGGCUGAAGGAGUACCUGACGGACUACACCUAUCACGUGUGACUUUCUCAGGCUCCGCCUCCCCCUGCAGUGUCAUGUGCCAGUGUUGGACAUCACAGUGUCAGUCACAUCACAUCACAGUGACAUCACAGUGACAUCACAGUUACACCACAGUCACAUCACACUGACAUCACAGUCACGUCACAGUGACAGUAAAAAACUUGGCUGGGCUUUUUUUUCUUUUCUUUUUUGUACUGCAAGCAUGCAAGGGUCAAUAUUUUUCAGUUGGUUUUAUAAUGGUGCAAAGUGCACUCAUAAAAUGAACUGCAAGCAAUAUUUAAAACUUUUUUUUAAUUUUUAUUCUCUCUUCCUAUCUGGCCGUAACAGAUUUCUUCCAAGUUCAAAAUAUGUACAGUAAAUCUAAAGACUUAAUUGUUUCAUAGAUAUGGUUGAUUCCGUAUUCUCUACCCCACUGUUGUUUUGCAAAGCAGGUAACCAGUCAUUGUUGGGAACAGUCAGUGGUCCUACCCUAUGAUGUUUUGUUUGAUACACCAAAUAUAAUGUGUUAAUUGGCUGUGACAAAGUUCCCAUCAUCCUUUUCACUAUUGCAGCAUGUGAAUGUGCAAAAACAUCCAGUGGUUGAAGAAGCAGCUGAUUGGCUAAAAAUGACUGUACAUUUCAAUUGGAGCAAAGCCUAAUUCUUGAUUCUGUUCAGUGCACGUCAUCUUUGUAUUUAAUGAACAUUAAGUCUUUUGAUUCUGUUUUCUACGGAUCUAAAACAAGUGCAAGUCUGCCAGCUGCAUGCUUACGACCUAAUGUAUAUUUAACUCGAUUUUAAUGUGAGGUUCACUGGAUGAUCCUUUUAUCAGGAAAGAAAAGAACAGUGAAUUUCACCAUGACCACCUGACCUUGUGUGUUUGCCUGUAUUUAUUUAAAGGUAUCUCAUUGGUUGUUUUUUAAUGUUUUUUUUUUUUUACAUUUUGACUUCAAGGAUGUUUUAAUGCUGGAGGGAGGUGCUGUGUCUUACUCCAAGCCUCUGUCCCUUUUCUGAUUCAGGAAUGAUCUUCAGGAAAGAUGACUGUUCCUCUGUCAUCACGGCUUCAUGGUCUCUAAAUCCUCAGGGUUUUUUUAAGGAGGGGGUUUGCUGAUCGGCACUGGAACCGGUACUUUCCCCCCCAACCCCUGACCCCUGACCUCAUUGAACAGCUGCAUCCACAGCCAUAGUGAGGCAAUUAAACCACAAUGGGGCGCUACAGCAGACGGGCAAAAGGCCAAGCGAAUGGCAGCAGUCCCUGCCAAUGGGGCCAGAUCAGUUACUGUGGAGAGUCUGUUUGGGUUUCUGUGCGUCACCCCAAAGCAGGGUGGACCAGCCAAACCAUGCUCCUCAAAACAACCAUCCAGCCAGUUCCCAAGCCGGUGGUGGGGUUCAGACCCGGGGACCCAGCCAACCGCUCCAGCCUAAAGACCAGGGUCUCCAGCCGACAGAGUGAAAUCGUCCUCUCACAGGGAGGGAGUGACGUAGUCCUGUAGCGCCCGUGCUAACACGUAUCUCUACACUGGACCCGUUUCCAUUGUGUCAUGGUGCUGGAAAAACAAAAAUGAAUGAGAGAACAAGCGAAAUAGAAAAGCCAUUGUGCUCGCGUCCUGCCAAAACAUGCAACCGCAUUUGCGCAGAUAAUGUCUGUGGAAAGGGGGGAAUGUGGAAGCAGCCAAUGGGAAGCCUGUCUGGUAAUGAGCAAGGCAUGUCUGUGACAAACAAAGAUGGACUUCAUUAAAGAACUAUAACCAGCA
Conger conger (European conger) is the source of this 4305-nucleotide messenger RNA. It is a transcript of the gene socs2, whose product is annotated as suppressor of cytokine signaling 2. The transcript has 4 exons. The record is from RefSeq and is a predicted model, not a curated record. NCBI's taxonomy places the organism in Eukaryota, Metazoa, Chordata, Actinopteri, Anguilliformes, Congridae. Gene Ontology annotation, molecular function: 1-phosphatidylinositol-3-kinase regulator activity. Gene Ontology annotation, cellular component: phosphatidylinositol 3-kinase complex. Bases 1981 to 2577 code for a protein of 198 amino acids. Gene Ontology annotation, biological process: intracellular signal transduction; phosphatidylinositol phosphate biosynthetic process.